This is a messenger RNA of Ceutorhynchus assimilis (cabbage seed weevil), 2343 nucleotides long. The record is from the annotation of a GenBank genome assembly. Lineage: Eukaryota; Metazoa; Arthropoda; Insecta; Coleoptera; Curculionidae.
AUGGCUAAAACAAUACAUUUUUGUGAAACUGAACCAAACGAUAAUUUAGUAGAAACUGCUCGUAACAAUUUACUAGACAAUCUAUCAAUUUGCGACUUGGAAAAACUUGAAAAGAUUUUCAAAAGCAAACGUCCAGGUUUGUACAGAGACGAGUUUUACCAAGCAAUUCAAUCGUUUUAUAAUAAGGAAAAACUUGAAAACUUGCAAACAAAUCGACUUUUUGAGGAAAUAACUGAAAAUAAAAAAGAAACAAUCACUUGGAACGAUUUGCUCGAUUAUCUAAUAAAAAACAUCUAUCCGGAAAUCAGGAAUCGAUUAAGCUUGAGAGUGAGCUCAAUCGAAACAGUGGCACAUACCAAAAAUGAAUCCGUAGCGAAAAUAGUUCUAAUAGAAACUGAACAAUAUUUUUGUUACGCCAUUAUCUUGAAACAUGGCAGAGUGGGUUUGUACGAUGGAAAUUUAAAUUUUUUAACAUCGUACCAUGCCAUAAUGACCAGGGAAGAUUUGACACGGCCUGAAGAUGAACGUAGAAGAAGAAAUAGAUGGGUAACAGAUGCAAUUUUUUGUCCAGACACUCUAAUGUUUAUAAUCACAAACACAGCAAGAAGCAUAGUAAUAUAUGAAGCAUCAGGCUUGGAGCAUGUUGCUUAUUGGCUGAUUUUAAGCACUCCCAAUAUCCUAGAGUGUUUAUCUUACAAAUCUUUUACCAAGCUGGACCUGACAAAUUACAGCCACAGCGUUUUAUUUUCUGGAGACUGUAACGGUGAAGUAAUGAGUUUUACAUUUUUGCAACCCAAAAAUGGCCUUUUGAGGAGGAAAAGGAACGAUGAUAUUACAUUGUUUUAUUGGAGGGAUUUCAUCAAAGAAAAUGAGUUUGUUAAAGUGAAAAAUUAUGGUCGAAUUCAUGGAGAUUCAAUAAAGCAUAUUAAGUAUUUUGAUGAAGUUAAUCUUUUGCUUACUUGCAGUAAAGAUCAAAAUGCUUCAGUUGUUAUUAAAGAUGGCAGUAAUAAGAAAAAAACUGUUUUUUAUAAAGUUACAGAGGGUGUAAGUUGUUUUGCACUUAGCACUUCAUCCAAGAUACUCAUUACAGGCAGCAACAAUGGGCUAAUAAGGCUUUGGAACACUUUUCUAGCAAAACCAAUAGCAUUGUUUUCUGAAUACCAACAAGAAGUUAUUGAUAUUCAAAUCAUGGAAAGUCAGGAUUUAUUUUUCAGUUGCUCAAAUGAUGCGAUUUUCAAAUUAUGGGACCUUAAAGAACACACAUGUCUCCAGACAAUAAAACUGAAAUUUCCCUCUUUCCGUAUUCAUGGAAAACUAAUCGAAUGGGGUAUAAAUUGCAUGUAUCCAGGACCUAGACGAAAAAACCCCGACGAAUCCAGCAAACUGGAAAUUAAAAAGGAAUGUUUCGGCAUUAGCGACAUUAACGAAAUGAAACUGGAAUUCGAUGACAAAGCCAGUAGAAAUGCAAAUUUGUGGGAUCGCUCUUGCAUUUUGGUUACUUGCUGCAACUACAUUGCAAAAUUACGGACAAAUUUUACUGAGGCGUCAAUUGAAUAUGGAUUUAGUUUUCCUAUUUUGCCACCGCCGCCUUUGCAAAAUUCCGUUUUGAUUCCUUCCAAUUGGGGAUUACAAAGUGAUGGAUUUGAUUUGAAUAAAUUUGAACAAAAACAUGAUCCUUGUACUGAGAAACGAUUGCGCGAAUUAGAUUUUAUUUUAAAUAAAGAUAUUUUGGAGGAAAUUGGUACACGCAGCGAUAUAAAUUAUAAAAUUGCAAUUUUAGAAUCCAAAAAGGAAAAGAUGCGUUCAAAAGUUGCUUUGGGUUCUCCAUACCUCGCCCUAGAUCUGCACGAAAUUCCACCCUUGAGGCUCUCAGAAGACUUACCAAAAAACAAAAAAUACCACCAAAAAAUCAAAUUAUUACUUGACGAAGCCACUCACAAAGACUCAGUGUUUUCAAGUCCUGAGUCAUCUUCGAGCCGAUCAAAAUCUAGCAAAAGUAGCACUGUGGAACUGCCUUAUUAGUUUAUUUUAUAAACAAGAUACAAUAUAUUUGAUGAUUAUAAUGAAAAUUACAGGAAAAUAUAUUAAAAAUGACAAUCUGUCUAUGGCUAUGGCUAAAAGUGUCCAGUAUUGUUGGUCCUUAUUAUUAUCUUCUUGUCUUGAUAAGUUAGUACAUGAGAGGGAUAUAUCUAAAUCACCAUAAUCUUCUGGUCUCUAAAAUUAUUAUUAAUGUAAACUUAUAAUAAUAGGCCGAUAUUUUACUUACCACAAAAUUUGGUAGCCACAAUCCAAUUUUAACAUAUUUAUUAGUAAGAAUUUUGCAUAUAAAAUGAUGUAGAGGCU